AAAAAAAAAUACAUUUUGACCAAAAAUGAAAUUACAAGUCAUAUUUUCCACUCUUUUAUUUGUUAUAUUAAUGCUACUUAACUUAAUAUGUCUUGGAUUUUUUAUCGCGAAAUAUUUAUCCUUAAAACGAAUUAAUUUCGAAAUUCCAAUUAAUAAUGUUGAUUAUGUUUACUUAGGAUUGAUAUCAGUAACAGCUCUUAAAGAUGUUACGUUAAUUAUUGCAGCGUUCAGAGGAUCAUUAAAUCUAUUGAAUCCAAGACAACAAAUUAUUUCACAGAUUCUUUUAUUAAUAGCAUGGAUUGUAGUUCCAACAUUAUAUACAAAAUUCGAAUUAGACAGACAAUUACUUUCAUCAAUGUGUCCACAACAAUACAUGAUGGUUUGCCUAUUACGUAAAAUAAGCUUCAUAUUAAUGUGGGCGUAUUCAUCAAUGCUUUUUAUAUCAAUACUAAGCGCUGUAUGCUUUAAAUCAGUCGAUGAAGAAGAUGAAGAAAAUGAUGAUAAUUAUAAUGAAGGUUAUAAUAUUAAUAUUGAUAAAGAAAAAUUCAAACCACAACCAAAAACAAAUCAAUUUCAUCCAAGAUAUUCAAAAAAUAAUAAUUAUAAUCGUUAUAACAACGUAUCAUCAAUACAUAGUAAUAAUAGUUCAAUACCACCAUAUAAUAAUUUAAGUCAUUUAAGGUAAUAAGGUAAUAUCACUUAUUUAUUCGCUUAUAUUUUAUUACAUUAUUACAGUAUUUAUAUAUAUUAUUUAUUU
Rhizophagus irregularis DAOM 181602=DAOM 197198 is the source of this 757-nucleotide messenger RNA. RefSeq lists its product as uncharacterized. NCBI's taxonomy places the organism in Eukaryota, Fungi, Glomeromycota, Glomeromycetes, Glomerales, Glomeraceae. The record is from RefSeq and is a predicted model, not a curated record.